Coturnix japonica (Japanese quail) is the source of this 4686-nucleotide messenger RNA. It is a transcript of the gene KIF7, whose product is annotated as kinesin family member 7. Gene Ontology annotation, biological process: spindle elongation; microtubule-based movement; mitotic spindle organization. Gene Ontology annotation, molecular function: microtubule motor activity; ATP binding; microtubule binding. NCBI's taxonomy places the organism in Eukaryota, Metazoa, Chordata, Aves, Galliformes, Phasianidae. Gene Ontology annotation, cellular component: microtubule associated complex. The record is from RefSeq and is a predicted model, not a curated record.
CUCCAGGGAUGGGGCACGGCAUAAGUGAUGGAGUACUUCAAAAGUGACGGAGGACCCAACCCCAUCCAUCCCACCCCACGAGCAUCCCAGCCGGCACGGAACACCCCCCGCCCCUCCUCUCAGACACUCCCACCUCGCUCCCAGCGCUGCCGGCCGCCUGACGCCAUCUCUGGGCGCCGAGCAGCGCUCCGCCCGGCCAUGGGCCCGGAGGGGGCGGCGGUGCGGGUGGCGGUGCGGGUCCGGCCGCUGCUGCCCAAGGAAGUGCUGCGUGGGCACCGCUCCUGCCUGCGGGGGGAUGCGGACACCGGGGAGGUGGCGUUGGGUCAUCGCCGGCGAUUCCGCUUCGCCGCCGUGUUACCCGAGGCGGCGGGGCAGGAGGAUGUGUACAGAGCCUGCGUCCGGCCGCUGCUGCGGGCUUUCUUCCAGGGCUUCAACGCCACCGUGUUCGCCUACGGGCAGACGGGCUCCGGAAAGACCUACACCAUCGGGGAGGCCAGCGUCGCUUCCAUCAAUGAGGAUGAGCAGGGCAUCAUCCCACGAGCCAUGGCAGAGACCUUCCAGCUUAUUGAUGAGAAUGACCUCAUUGACUACACAGUGCGUGUGUCCUACCUGGAGGUGUACAAGGAGGAGUUCCGGGACCUUCUGCAGGUGGAUACAGCCAGCAAAGAUAUCCAGAUCCGAGAGGAUGACAAGGGCAACAUUGUGCUCUGCGGUGUGAAGGAGUCUGAGGUGGAAGGACUGGAUGAGGUGCUGAGCCUGCUGGAGAUGGGCAACACAGCCAAGCACACGGGUGCCACGCACAUCAACGCGCAGUCCAGCCGCUCACACACCAUCUUCACGGUGACGAUGGAGCAGCGACGCGGUGCCGGCCGUGUCACCCGCCUUGCGCUGUCCAACCAGCCCACCAUCCCCGCUUCAGGACAGGUCCUGGUCUCCAAGUUCCAUUUUGUGGACCUGGCGGGCUCAGAACGGAUCGUCAAGACAGGAAACACUGGGGAGAGGCUGAAGGAGAGCAUCCAGAUCAACAGCGGGCUGCUGGCCUUGGGCAACGUCAUCAGUGCCUUGGGGGACCCUCGGAGGAAGGGCAGCCACAUUCCUUAUAGGGAUUCCAAAAUCACCAGGAUCCUGAAGGACUCCCUGGGGGGCAAUGCCCAGACUGUGAUGAUAGCGUGUGUCAGCCCUUCCUCCUCCGACUUUGAUGAGAGCCUCAACACGCUGAACUACGCCAGCCGAGCUCAGAACAUCCAGAACAAAGCGGUGGUAAACUGCCGCAAGGAGACAGAGCAGGUGGAGGAGCUCCACCUGCAGAUAAAGAACCUGCAGAAGGCACUGGAGCAGCGGCACCGCUCCGAGACACGCAUCAUCAACCGCUCAGACACCGCCAAGCGCUGCCCCCAGGAACCCACUGCUCGGCUGCUGGCUGAGUGCGCGCACUACCGGACCUGCACGGAUGCUGCUUACCGGCUGCUGAUGGAGCUGCAGGAGGACAGCAACCUGACGGUGGAGCAGAUCCUGCGGGUGAAGGAGUGGCUGUGCGCGGUGGAGAGCGAGAGGAGUGAGCUGACCUCAGCCGGGCUGGAUAGCGGCAUCGAGAGCACUUCUGCAGAGGAUCAGAGCCUUGAGGUGCAGGGCUGCAAGCUGCCCAAAGCCCAGGGGCAGGCAGGCACCGAGAAGGACAGCGAGGCCAUCAAGGACAAGCAUGUGGCCAACCUGCAGAGACAAGUGGAACGUCUGGAGGAGGAGAACCGGGAUUUCUUGGCUGCCCUGGAGGAUGCCAUGGAGCAGUAUAAGCUGCAGAGUGACAAACUGCAGGAGCAGCAGGAUAAGAUCUCAGAGCUGCACGUGCGCCUGGAGAUGGCGAUGCCAAACCCAUGUGUGCCAGAGCUGCUGGAGAACCUGCACCUUGUGACUGCCACCCAGAGACCACACACAGCCCCACUGGUGGCCACGCAGCCCCACGGCCUCAGUAGGAUCCCCACCGAGCAGAGCGGAAAGGGCCUGUGUCAGAAGCUUAACAGCAGUCCCUCCUUAAAGGCAGACACAGCCAGCUGUAAACCAAACCUACCCAGCGGUGCAGAGCUCAGGGACACGGCCCUGAGGAGGGAACACAGCCAGGGCUUGGAGAAGGCAGCCGAGCUGUCCUCAGAAGAGGAUGAAGAGUGGGAGCAGAAGCGGUCCCUGUAUCAGCGCCGGAACGGGAUUCCCAGCUGGAGUAGGAGAGAGGUGAGCAGCAAGCUGAGUGAGGAGCCGAGCGGAGGCCAUCCCUUCUUGAUUCAGGAGGAGCAGCUGGAGCUGCCCAAAGAGGCAUGCAGGAGGCAGGAGCGCCCUGCAGGGAAGGACUCAGAGUGGAGGCUGGUGCAAGCACAGCAGAAGAUCCGGGAGCUGGCCAUUAACAUCCGCAUGAAGGAGGAGCUGAUCACAGAGCUCAUCAAGACAGGCAGGGACGCGCAGGCUCUGAACAAGCAGUACUGCCAGAAGAUCGGCGAGCUGGAGCAGGAAGCAGAGCAGGUGCGGGCUGAGCUGAGUGACAGCCAGAGGCAGCUCCAGGAGCUGGAGGGCAAAGAGCCCUGGGACCCCGGGGAGAAGCGCAAGCUGCAGGAGUACCGCACACGCGUGGCAGCUGCCCAAAGCAAGGCACAGGUCCUGAGCAAAAAGAAGCAGGCAACCGAGAGGCUGGUGUCGCUUUCGGCCCAGAGUGAGAAGCGGGUGCAGGAGUUGGAGAGGAACAUCCAGCUGAUGCGGCGGCAGCAGGGCCAGCUGCAGAGGCGGCUGCGGGAGGAGAGCGAGCAGAAGAGGCGGCUGGAAGCGGAGAUGAACAAGCGGCAGCACCGUGUGAAGGAAUUGGAACUGAAGCAUGAGCAGCACCAGAAAAUCCUGCGCAUCAAAACAGAGGAAAUUGCAGCUUUCCAGAGGAAGCGGAGGAGUGGAAGCAAUGGCUCCGUCAUCAGCCUGGAGCAGCAGCAGAAAAUUGAGGAACAGAAGAAGUGGCUGGAUAUGGAGAUGGAUAAAGUGCUGGAGCAGCGCCGGGCCUUAGAUGAGCUGGAGGACGAGCUGAGGAAGCGUGAAGCUAUUGUGGCCAAAAAGGAGGCUCUGCUGCAGGAGAAGAACGGCCUGGAAAGCAAGAGACUGCGCUCCAGCCAGGCCCUGACAGAUGACAUAGUCCGUGUGUCAAGCCGCCUGGAGCAUCUGGAGAAGGAGCUGACGGAGAAGAACGGGCAGCUGCGCCACGGCAGUGCCCACGACCAGCAGCAGAUCCGACAAGAGAUCAGCAACCUGCGCCAGGAGAAGGACCAGCUGCUGAAGCAGAGGCUGGAGCUUGACAACAAGCUGCGCCAGGGCACGUUACUGUCCCCAGAGGAGGAGCGGAUCCUGUUCCAGUUGGAUGAGGCAAUUGAAGCUCUGGAUGCAGCAAUUGAGUACAAGAAUGAGUCCAUCACAUGCCGACAGCGCGUGCUGCGGGCCUCAGCCAGCCUGCUGUCCCAGUGCGAGAUGAACCUCAUGGCCAAGCUCAGCUACCUGUCUUCCUCUGAGACAAGAGCUCUGCUCUGCAAGUACUUUGACAAGGUGGUGACGCUGCGAGAAGAUCAGCACCGGCAGCACAUUGCCUUCUCAGAGCUGGAGAUGCAGCUGGAGGAGCAGCAGCAGCUGGUGCACUGGCUGGAGGCAGCUGUGGAGCGGCAACGCCUGGAGAUGGACCGGCAGCUCACCCUGCAGCAGAAGGAACAUGAGCAGAACAUGCAGCUGCUGCUUCAGCAGAGCCAUGAGCACAUGGAGGAGGGGCUGGCCAGCAGCAAGCUGCAGUACGAGGGGAGGAUUCAGGUGCUGGAAAAGGAGCUGAGCCGUUACAUGCGGGCAAACCAGGAGCUGAGCCAAAGGCUUAACAGCAUCAAUCUCCAUCCAGGAGCAGCCAAAGCAGGGAUGGAGAGAAACACGCAUACAGGGACUUGUGAGGAAUUCAGCAAUGGGGAGCUGCCCCUGCCUCCUGCAGAAGAGAACCAUCGGGGUAGAGAUGAGAGCAGGGACCUGGUGCACGCUCCUCUGCCUGCAACAUGGAGACGUUCCUCCCUGCCCACUGACAGCACUGGAGACCCAAGGCAUGAGGUGCACUUGCCUCGCAGCCUGGGGCCUGCCAAGCCACGCCGGGAGCCCCGCAGAGCCAGCCUUAAUGUCACCCCCUUGCCUUACCACCCAGAGAUGAUCGAUGUUAGGAAAAAUCCCCUUUAGAUACAGGCUUAAUGCUUAGCUAGCAAGGGGCAGGAAGGAUUAGAUACUGCUGGCUUGAGAUUAGAAGCCUUUCUGCCCCUCUAAGCCAGCCUGAUGAGGCCCAAAGGAAGAAAAAAAAUGCAACUUUUCACUUGCAACAAGUGUGCAAGGUGUGGAACAAACAGAUUUACACUGUGUUGCUGCCACUCUUGGCAGCACCGAUCCAACACUUCCCAUUGCACCCUCAGCAGCUUGAAUGCUGGUAAGUGGGAGAUGCCUCCUACCCUGUCCUCUAACACUAAGAAAAUUUUUACAGCUUGGAAACCUCUGCUGGUGGCCUUCUCAGCCUCAACAGCCUGAGAGGGAAAUGCUCAGCAGUUCUGGAGAAUUUGUACAUAGUUUUUUUUGUAGUAACUUCUUUAUAAAACAAACAACAUUUCUACUGUAACUUUUCUAAUAAAGCAGAGCAAGUUCUGUGAAGCA